AUGUCUAUCGAAGCUAUCAGCAGCCCACGUCCCUCUCCCAGUCUACUCUUCCCAGCACGAAUACUUUCCACUCCUCCUCAACGCGCCAACUCACAUGCCCCUCCACACAGCAAGCAGGAAUUCCUCGACAAGAUCCUCAAUUCCGAUGGCCUAAUCGUACUCGAUGCCUGGGCCCCAUGGUGUGGACCCUGCCGCUUGAUCGCCCCCAAGAUCGAGGAAUUCAGCCAGGAGUACCCCAACGUGCAAUUCUACAAGGUUGACGUCGAAGCUGUUCCCGACGUCGCACAGGAGAUUGGGGCUCGCGCCAUGCCCACCUUUUACUUUUUCAAAAAGGGAGAGAAAAUCAACGAAGUCAUUGGUGCCAAUCCUGGUGCGGUCCGGAGUGGCAUUGAGUCUCUGAUGGCCGCGUAG
Molecule: messenger RNA, 411 nt
Organism: Penicillium oxalicum
Lineage: Eukaryota; Fungi; Ascomycota; Eurotiomycetes; Eurotiales; Aspergillaceae
Product: thioredoxin family protein
Exons: 2
Coding region: 1-411 (136 amino acids)
Source: RefSeq, a predicted model, not a curated record